UUAACUGGUUUCCAGCUUUCCACUCGUCUUUAUCUAUGACUUCCUCUGGAUGGGAACCAAUUACAAGCGAUUCACCACCGGGGGUCAGAUGUCAAAGAUAUCUAAUUUCGCACAGUGCUAGUGCUUAGAACGUCUCAGAAUCAGUGAUGUGGCAGGUUUUUCAGUGAACAUGCAGUCAGUGAUAGGCGUGAAUUGUUGUUGUUUUAUUUUCCUAUAAUUGUAAGAGUUUUAUUGAAAAACGAUUGUAAAUCCUAGAUGAAAAUGGACUUGUUUACAUGGAUGACAUUUCUAUCACUGUGUGCUUGGUGCCAAUGCAUUAAUGAGGAUUUUGUCGUGGUGACCAUAGCAACUGAAAACAAUGAUGGCUUGAGACGUUACUUGAGAAGUACAAAGAAAUAUGGACUGAACACUGAGGUGUACGGGCUGGGAGAGGCAUGGAAGGGCGGAGACAUGCAGGGUCAGGGCGGAGGUCACAAGGUUAAUCUCCUGCGACGGGAACUCAAGAAGUACAAAGACCGUGAUGACCUUAUUGUCAUGUUCACUGACAGUUACGAUGUUGUGUUAACAUCAGGAUCAGAGGAUAUUCUGGAGAAGUUCCGAAAGCUAGACGCUCGUGUUGUGUUCUCAGCAGAAGGUUUCUGCUGGCCUGAUAAGCAGCUGGCUGACAAGUAUCCAGAGGUGAAGUUACAUGAAAAGAGGUUCCUAAACUCUGGAGGGUUUAUUGGAUACGCCAAAGAUGUGUACGAGGUUGUCUCCCAUGGCAACAUUGAGAACACAGACGAUGAUCAACGAUUCUACACGACCAUCUAUUUGAAUGUUAAACUUCGGGAGAAAUGGAGUAUAAAACUUGAUCGACGGUCAGAAAUAUUUAUGAAUCUCCAUGGAGCAUUGGGUGAUGUGAUGUUGAAAUACAAGGGAGCACACAGUUUUCUGUACAAUGUGAAAACAGGAACAGUUCCCAUUGUUAUACAUGGGAACGGGCCAAUUAAGCCCGAGUUCAAUCGUCUUGCCAACUACCUGGCUGAUAGCUGGACCCUGGGUUCAGGAUGUCUGUCAUGUGAAGAGGAUACAAUAAGCUUGCAGGGAAUGAAGGAUGAAGACCAUCCACUGUUGAUGAUAGGGCUAUUUGUUGAACGACCCAUGCCAUUCCUGAGAGAGUUCUUCCAACAUGUGUCAGCCCUCGACUACCCAAAAUCCAGAAUAAGUCUCUACAUGCAUAACAGUGUUGAACUUCAUCAGAGGGAGUUAAAGAGCUUCCUGUUGAAGCAUGGCCAGGAGUAUGAAUCCCUUCACAUUAUCAACCCUUCAGAACAAGUGUCCGAAGUAGAGGCCAGGAAUGCAGCCAUUGAGAAAUGUAUCAAGAAGAGCUGCCAGUAUUACCUCAACAUUGACGGGGAUGUGCAUCUGGAGAACUCUGGUGGUUUGAAACUACUGAUGCAGCAAAACAGGUCAGUGUUGGCGCCCAUGAUAUCACGCUACACCAAGGCCUGGUCCAAUUUCUGGGGUGCUGUCAGCUCCACAGGCUUCUAUGCCAGAUCAGAGGACUACAUGGACAUUGUGGGCAGGGAUAAAGUGGGCCUCUGGAAUGUGCCCUACAUAGGAGGUGUUUACCUUAUCCAGGGUCAUAUCCUGCCAGCCCUGAAAGGGGCCUACACUGCCCCUGGUCUGGACCCUGAUAUGGCCUUGUGCUUGAAUCUCAGAAAUCAGGGUCGUUUCAUGUUGGUAACAAACCGUGACUGGUAUGGCCACCUCAUAUACUACGAUGAGUUUGAAACAAGCCACUUACACAAUGAGCUCUAUGAGAUAUUGCGCAAUCCUUAUGACUGGGAGAAACGAUACAUCCAUACAAACUACUCUCAGAGCCUGGAAAAGGAGUCUAAGAUUGAAGAGCCGUGUCCAGAUGUGUUCUGGUUUCCAAUUGUAACAGAGGUCUUCUGUGAUGAACUUGUGGAGGAAAUGGAGCAUUAUGGGGGUUGGUCUGGUGGCAAGAAUGAUGACCCGAGAUUGGCGGGUGGGUAUGAGAAUGUUCCCACUGAUGACAUUCACAUGACUCAAGUCGGCCUUCAAGACGAUUGGUUGGAAUUUUUAAAGAAAUAUGUGGCACCCUUGGCUACACGAGUGUUCCAGGGUUAUUUUAGCAAUCCCCCUCGUGCCAUAUUGAACUUCAUAGUCAAGUAUCACCCAGAACGUCAGAGAGAGCUUCGACCCCACCAUGACAGCUCCACCUUCACGAUUAACAUUGCCUUGAACAGACCGCAUGUAGACUACCAGGGAGGCGGUUGCAGAUUUAUUCGUUACAACUGCAGCGUGACAGACACUCGUAAGGGCUGGAUGAUGAUGCACCCGGGGCGACUGACCCACUACCACGAGGGACUCCCCACAACACAGGGAACCAGAUACAUCUUUGUGUCCUUUGUUGAUCCUUAGGGGGGUGGGGCUUUUUGGGUUGGUUAAUUGUGAAAAUCCUUGUCAGAUAAGUAUGAUGAGAUAUGGUUGAAGAGUGACUUGAACGAUGAAUGUGUGGGUUUAAAAUGUGAACUUAUGACAAAAUAUUUAAAUUUAUUUGAGAAAAUGUGAAUAAUUGAAAAAAAAAUGAGAUAUAUUUCAGCAAGUUUUAACUAAUUUAAAACUUAUUCAAUUUAACUAACUGUACAGAAUAAAGAAUUGCAACAAAUCUGAAGUAACUGUAAAAAAAAGUUGGAACUUCUUGAUAAAUAUCAAUCAAACUAAGCUGUGGAAUAUGUGAAGUUUCCCAAGGCAAGGUAGUUUUCAAUGAGUGAAAAACUAACUUUGCUGUAGUGUAAUCUUUAUUAUAUAAUGAAAUAGGUGCACUAAAUAUAUUUCACUCAUUUGUUCAAAAUGGAACUAUAAUAUACUGACCUUUCAAAUAAGAGUGAUUGAUUUGGGAUGCUUUACAAAAAAUGUUUGAAAGUUUGCUUGUUUUAGAAUGCUUAGUAUGUAAAAUUGGUUUUCUGGGCAGUGCAUGAAUUGUCAUAUUUUAUUGUUGUGGUUAUAUGUAUGUUAUCAAACAUUCUAACAAAAUAGUCAAAUUCUUUUUGUGACUUUAAGGAACACAUUGUGGUUAAAUUUGAUAUGGAAAUCUUUCAGAUUUUGCAAAUAAGUACUUAGGCGUUUUUUUUCGUUGCAUAGAAGUGAAAAAUAUUGUGUUGCUUUGAAUGUUCCAUACAUUGAAUGCGAAGAAAAACUUAUAAGGUUGAAUGCGAAGAAAAACUUAUAAGGUUGUAUUGUUGGUUUAAGAUUUAGAGGUGCUUUCAGAUUUAAAAUGUAUAAAAUUAUGAUACAUGUACAUAUAUUUUUAAUACCAGUAUGUAACUUUCAGUGCAAUGCUUUUAUUGUUAUUAAUUUCAUCAUGGCGUAUCAUGACAUUUUAUCACCAUAAUCUUUUUUGUUGUCUCAAAAAAAUAAAAUGACUGAGAUAUUUUGAAGUCCACUUAAUUUCAUAAUUGCCUUAAGGUAUAUCAGCAAAGCGAAAAAUAAGAGGUCGUCAAUAGGAUUUUGAUGUCAUAUUCUAUAAUUAUCAUUCCAAAACUUGAAUCGUAAUUUAUUCACUAUUAUAAAUUUCAAAAUAUUUGUUAUGCCCCUGGAAUCUAUCAAAUUAAAGCGCUAUUAGCGAUUUUCCUGUCCGUUAUUCCGUCCGUCUGGUCAUCCGUACAAGGUUAACCCAAAAUGACAUGUUUCUUUUGACAUCAAUAAUGCUUCCCACAAUGCUUUGAUACUUUAAUUGACAAUGUAUUUGAAUACUAUCAACACAACGUAUCACUUGAUCUCAUUUUGACCUUGACACUGACUUACUCUUGGACAUAGCUAUUAGCAUUAUUCAUUUAACUCUUUCAGUGCUGGAAACCGAAUUUUGAAGGCCUUUGCAAACAGUUUGGAUCCAGAUGAGACGCCACAGAACGUGGCGUCUCAUCAGGAUCCAAACUGUUUGCUAUUCUGAUAGUAUUCUUUGAAAAAAAUCGAAGAAAAUGCUAGUUUUAGAAAUUCAGCAGACAACAUUUUAGCAGACAACAAAUUUCCCAGCAUGCAAAGGGUUAAUUAGGCAAUAAAUCAACACUGACAAUGCUUCCAACGGGGUCAUCCUGUUUAAUUUUUUUGAAUGAAUGUGUGUUAUUCAUAUGCAUUACUCAAACUUUAAAAAUUGAUGCUACACCAAUAUUGUAUUAUGGUUUGCUUUGUAUAUAUCUUCAUUGCAAACAUUGUUUAAAGGUUUCAUAGCAUAAUUUACAUUUCAAGCUUUGUGCCCAAAAUGUAGUUAUUUGAAUUUCUAUGCAGAAUAAUGAUUAUCUAUGACAGUAUUUAAAGAUGCCAAACUAUUUAAAGAAUUCAGUCCAAGAGAAUAUUCCAAUGAAAGCUUGUCAAUAUUGGUAGUUAAUGUGUCUCAUUGAUUUGUUUUAACAAAUUGUUAAGGUGCAUUAAUUGCAACCGAUUUACGAGGAGGAAUUUGCAAGGGCUUACUGAACAGGUCUUCAGAUUUGUAAAUUGUUAUAGGAAGAAUUUAGAUUUCUUCAAAUAUGAAAUAAUAAACACCCGGUUCUUGAAUUAUAUUUUAUCUUUUGGUCCCUUUGGAUCUGAUUAUUAGCAUUGUUUUACUUGAGUUUUGUGUUCAGUAGAUACCAGACUUUCUAGUCCGGAUUAAUUGUUGCAAAAUGCCUUUUAGUCAUUUAUCAAAAAUAUUGAUUCAAUAUUAACCUGAUUAUGCAAACGUCAUAUUAUACAAUUUUUGUAAGUUUAUUUGUCAAUUAGCAUGCUUGUGAUUGUCCAGUAGACAAGGAGGUUGAUUGCUUUCAUGUUAACCCAUUUAUGCCUAGUGGACUCUCCCAUGCUUCUAAAUUGGAUCAAUUUAUUUCCAAAAUUAGGGAUGUCUAGUAUAUUUAUUUCUAUAUUUAGAAUAUUUAUACAGAAAUUCCUUUAAUCAAACAGCGCAGACCCUGAUGAGACGCUGCAUCAUGCGGCGUCUCAUCUGGGUCUAUGCUGUUUGCCAAGGCCAUUUUUCCAGACGCUGGGCAUAAAUGGGUUAAGAUAAAAUAUUGAGCAUUUUAGACAGUAUUUUAGAAUUUUAGAUGUGUUGGUUUGUUAAUUUUUAUAUUUAAUUUGCUUAUAGCAAGAUUUGAUAUCUAACAUUUUUUACCUCAUCAUGUCUUUAUUGUGAAAUAACCCCGUUGAGUAUUUAAAUUAUGUUACUAGUAAGACUUGCAUUUUCUAAAGAUGUGAAAACAAAAACAUAAUCAAAGUUGUUAUUUGCAUAUUAUUGUGCAAGAUUGUUGUUUUUUAUUCAGUUGUAUAAUAAACAAAAUUAUGUGGGCGCUUAAGGUUCAUUGUAAUAUAAAUGUUAGAAUCUCCUGAUAAUUCUUACUGUUUUAAGAUGUUUUGUUGCUUGCAGAUAUUUUUCUCUGUUGUGUACACAAUCCACUUGUAUUUCAUUUUAUAUUGAUACAAAAUUUGUUUACAAAGUAAUAUAAGCUUUGACAUAAUGUGUAUAUUGAAAAGUACAUUGUAUUUUUUUCCGUCCAUUUUGUCCCAAUUAUGAUCAGAUAAGUCAUGAUGUUUUACUUCUUCUGCUCGAUUAUGCACCAAAUCUUCGGAGCUAUAAUGGUGCAUGGUACAGUAAAUGUUAGUGUAAUCACACGUAAAUGAGAACCAUCUCUAUUUUACUUUUAGUUGAAAUUCACGUCGUUUGUCAUGGUCAUAUCGAUUGUUUCAACUGAUAAUUCAUUUAUAAUUUUUAAAUCAGCUUUAAGCUAGUAUAUAUAUUAUGAUUAUUGUGGAUAUUAAACAUGAACAUUUAACUAGCAAGCGUAAAUGAGUCCUUCGUGAUUUUUUGGGACAGCUGUUGUUAAAGAAAUUGUGUUCAAUUUAUAAACAACCAUAUAUUCUCAAUGCAGUGAGUUGAUAUAAAUAAUUUUCAUGUCAAUUGAUUUUGUCUGGCCAUUUCAAUUUGCAUUUUACGUCACGUUUCUUAAAAAAGAUUUGAAUCUUCAGUAAAUUAUACCUGUGUAUGUUCACAUCUACUUUUGUUGGUGUUAUUUGUGCAUGGAAUUGCUAUUUACUUGACUAUGACAACGAUGUAAAGGCCAUUAUUUGUACUGUGCCAUGAUGUUUGUACAGAAAUCCAAUUGUGGAUGGAGGGAUCUGUCAGUAAGUUGUUACCAUAGAAACAACUGAUAUAUUUCAUAAUUUGUAGAAUAAACAUGUACAUGCUUUGCAAGAAAAUUAAAACGAAACAAUUG
Dreissena polymorpha is the source of this 6248-nucleotide messenger RNA. RefSeq names its product procollagen-lysine,2-oxoglutarate 5-dioxygenase 1-like. The transcript has 19 exons. The record is from RefSeq and is a predicted model, not a curated record. Gene Ontology annotation, molecular function: procollagen-lysine 5-dioxygenase activity; iron ion binding; L-ascorbic acid binding. Gene Ontology annotation, cellular component: endoplasmic reticulum. NCBI's taxonomy places the organism in Eukaryota, Metazoa, Mollusca, Bivalvia, Myida, Dreissenidae. Bases 256 to 2427 code for a protein of 723 amino acids. Gene Ontology annotation, biological process: peptidyl-lysine hydroxylation.